Messenger RNA from Cornus florida, 592 nucleotides. RefSeq lists its product as uncharacterized. Lineage: Eukaryota; Viridiplantae; Streptophyta; Magnoliopsida; Cornales; Cornaceae. The transcript has a single exon. The record is from RefSeq and is a predicted model, not a curated record. Bases 88 to 459 code for a protein of 123 amino acids.
UCUUUUUAUUACAAAUCCCUCCCCCUUUCUCUCUCUCUCACACCAAAUCCACCCGUCUCUCUCUCUCUCUCUCUCUCUCUCUCUCUCAUGGCUUCAGCUCCAAAUACCUCGAGCCCAAGUCUGAACUACCACCAUCCAACCUCCAUUCACCGAUUUCCGAACCACCACAAAAUAACGUUGAGGCGGAGGAGACUGCCAAUGGUCCGACUUGGAGGGAAGAAACGCCGGCGAGGGUUCUUUCUGGUGAGACUUUUCCGGCGAGUGCGAGUGCGGUGGCUGAAGCUGAAGUACUCAUGCAUGCUGAAGAAACUCAAAGAGUACUAUCACUCAGUGGUGAAAGACAUAAUGGAAGCAGGUGGGACAAUAGAAGCGUUUCACCAGAGGAUUCUCUUGGAGACCUCCUUUGCUGUUCCUGUCUUGGGCAUUUCCUUCUCUAACUUUCCCAACUCCUAUGCUUAAUUCACAUGCAUCUCCUUUGAGUACUGGUAAUCAUGUCAAAUAGUUAAUUAGUACGUGUUCAUUUCUUUCUGUUUGUGGGUUAUUCGAAAAAAUUAAAAUAAGACAGCGUAAAAUUAAUUUCCUUUUGCUGGUU